AAAUCUCCAUCACUUCCACGGUGCUUUGCUCUUUAAAACCGUGUUGCCCCCCCGGCACGCAAGUGGGCAACUUCGCUGUUGUUAUCUGACGGCGGGGGGACGAUCGAAGGGGUCAUGCCAGUGGACGUGGUGUUGGACGGCCCGGCCCCCUGGGGGUUCCGCCUGACGGGAGGAAAGGACUUCAACCAGCCCCUGACUAUCUCCAGGAUCACCCCCGGCAGCAAGGCCGCCGUGGCCAACUUGUGCGCGGGGGACGUCAUCGUGGCCAUCGAGGGGGCCGCGGCCGCCGACAUGCUGCACUGCGAAGCCCAGAACAAGAUCAAAGAGUCCGCCAGUCGGCUCUGUCUCAGCGUGGAGAGGAAUGAGUCGAGGCUGUGGUCCCCUCGCGUGGUGGAGGAAGGCAGAGCUCAUCCAUACAAAAUCAACCUGGAAUCAGAACAGCAGGAGUUCAAACCCAUCGGCACCGCUCACAACCGCAAGGCUCAGCCGUUUCUCGCGGCAGCGAACAUCGACGACAAGCGCCAGGUGGUCAGUACGUCCUACAACACCCCGAUAGGCCUUUACUCCUCCGGGAACAUCCAGGACGCCAUGGAGGGCCAGAUGAGAGGCAUCGUCCACCCCAAGCCCGACAGCCCCAGGGCUCUGACCAGCAUCGAGGAUUCUGACGUGUACCGGAUGCUGCAGACAGACCAGGAGGAGCAGCAGGAGCCGCGACAGUCUGGCUCCUUCAGAGCGCUGCAGGACUUCAUCGACAGUGAUGGCACGCGUCCCAUUGUGACCAGGACAGUGAAGGCCCCCACGACCAAGCCGACUGCGCCCACAGGAAACCUGCAGAAGCUGCCCGUCUGCGACAAGUGUGGGAACGGGAUUGUCGGGACGGUGGUGAAAGCGCGCGACAAAUAUCGCCACCCGGGCUGCUUCGUGUGCUCCGACUGCGACGUCAACCUCAAACAGAAGGGCUACUUCUUCGUGGAGGGGCAGCUCUACUGCGAGAGCCACGCCCGGGCCAGGAUGAGACCACCGGAGGGCCACGACCUCAUCACGACUUACCCGACUGCAUAGAUCACCCCCCCCCCCGCCCAACAAACACACACACACACACACACACACACACACACACACACACACACACACACACACACAAGCACCUACACAAGGGACACAUGCAAACCGACACACACUUCAGCAAACACUCCUGACGUCUAAGGUGAUCAUCGGCACUUUGAAGCUAUGUGCCAUCUACGGAAGACUACUAGGGCCUAAGGGCAUAAGCAAAAACAGAAAGAAGAAAAGAAAUAUUAUAUCGAGAAUAAAAAAAAUUGUGGAAGCACUUUUUCAGCAGCACCAAACAACAGGAUGUUGAUGUUUUGUUAGCCAGUUUGCUAAGCUAACGCCAGCUGCUAACCGAGUUGUAAAUUUGCGAUAUUAUUAUGAUUGACAGGCUGAAUCUGGAAGAAAGGACGCGGUGGCGACGGGUGUUUUCACGUGAACGUUAACGCGUGUCCCGACACGAUAAGCGCUCAACUGCAAACAACCGGGAAUGAAUUUUGAGAGGCGUGCCGUUACCGAAGCUUAGCGUAGCUUCGCUAAUGUUAGUUAACGUGGAUGUGUGACAGCGGAACUGGUACCACAACACGGACGUUUAGGGCUGUUUCCACUUUAUUCUCGACAUUCUCUUAAUGUUAAAUACAUAAAUAAAAGAUUCCCCUUUAAUUAAUUUUUCUUAUGCCUGGCCCUAAUACGUAGCAAUCACAUUUCAGCGAAAAAUACACUGUUGUGUUGAGGAUACGCUCGAUGGAACAGUUCGAUGUGUUGACCUGUAAAUAUCCCACCUGCGUAAUAUCACCACAUACCGCAGGUGGGAAUUGAACAGCCUGCCUCUGUGUUUCUUGCCAAUUUCUCACAAUCUGAUGUCUUUUCAAUAAAGACCCUCUGUUUAUACUGUAUGAUGACAUGUGCACGUACGAAAACCACAACCUGCAGGUAUUAAAUAAUUAAUGAUUUCAACCUUUCAUCCCUGACGUUGCCUUUUUAAUGUUGUGUUUUUCAAAACCCCGAGAGUGAAUUGUAAUAGCACUGGCAGACAUUGAGCAACCUUUUAUCUAACACCAUUAAUAAGUCCAUAAAUUCAAUUCCCCCAAUACUUUGACUAAUGAUCCCGAUACCCAGCGCCAGCUGUACUUUUCUGUUUGCAAUAAAAAGACUUAUUGAUCAGCA
Messenger RNA from Scophthalmus maximus (turbot), 2217 nucleotides. Its product is annotated as PDZ and LIM domain protein 3. The record is from RefSeq and is a predicted model, not a curated record. Gene Ontology annotation, biological process: heart development; muscle structure development; actin cytoskeleton organization. Bases 115 to 1062 code for a protein of 315 amino acids. The transcript has 7 exons. Gene Ontology annotation, cellular component: stress fiber; Z disc; filamentous actin. Gene Ontology annotation, molecular function: muscle alpha-actinin binding; actin binding. NCBI's taxonomy places the organism in Eukaryota, Metazoa, Chordata, Actinopteri, Pleuronectiformes, Scophthalmidae.